AUGCAAAAUUCAUCCAAAGAAAAAACCAUGGUAACACUUAUCGAACAUUUACCGAAUGAACUAUGUUUUAUAAUAUUGUCUUAUUUGGAAGCACAUGAUCUCUUUAGUGCUUUUAUUAAUUUAAAUAAUUAUUUUAAUCAAUUAAUUGCUUCUCGUCAUCUUUUAUACAAAGUUCAAUUUAAUAAAAAUGAUCAUUCAAGUUUUAUUUCGAUUACACAUUGUACUUCUAAUGAAAUACUUAAUCGUAUAAUAUCAUUACAAUGGAUUGCUAAACCUCAAUAUGGUUAUUUAACUCAAUUUCUCAAUAAAAAUAUUUCAAAAUUUACUCGAUUACGAGCUUUAAGAAUUGAAAUACAUCCUCGACAAACAUUUCUUAUUUGUAAAAUUCUUCCAGAACUUAAUUCACUUGAAUAUCUUUCUGUAAAAUCUGUAACUAUAGAAACAUUAUUAGUUGAGACUAUAUUUACAAUAUCUUGUCUUCAUAUAUGUGAAUUAAUUAAUUCUCAUGUAAUGGCAAAUAUUAAAUGUUCCUUGGUUGGACAAAGUAAUAUCGAAGUACUUUACUUGACAAAUAUCUCCAUUGGUAUUCAUUCGAUCACAAAUUCAUUUUUUGAUCAUAUGCCAAAAUUAAAAAGACUCGAACUAUAUGGAUUAACACGGACAUUUAAGAGUUUGAGUUCAUGGGUGACCAAUCAAAUUUUAAUUUUCAAAAAAAUUCCGAUAACUAAACUUAAAUGCAAAUCUAAUCGAAUUACAAUAGUUUUUUUCGAACAAUUACAACCGAUAAUGUCAAUCAUAAAAUAUUUUUCUUUGAAUAUUUAUGUUGAUAUUGAAGAUGAAAUUUUACUUGACAAUUUAAUUAAUAAUUGGUGGUCAGUUAUUGAACAAAUAGAAAAAAUCAAUAUUUCAUUUCGAAUAUCAAAACAAAUCAACACAGUUAAUAAAGAUAUACAAGAGAAAUUUACUACUUAUCAUAAGAUGUUAUUAUCUAAAAUUGAUCAAUCGAACAAAUCUUGUAACAUCAAAUGGAAACAAGCAGAAUGUCCACUGUAUAAAUUUUGUGCUGAAAUUAAUACUUUAGAAUAA
Rotaria sordida is the source of this 1086-nucleotide messenger RNA. NCBI's taxonomy places the organism in Eukaryota, Metazoa, Rotifera, Eurotatoria, Philodinida, Philodinidae. The record is from the annotation of a GenBank genome assembly.